Xiphophorus hellerii (green swordtail) is the source of this 2621-nucleotide messenger RNA. Its product is annotated as serum amyloid A-5 protein-like. NCBI's taxonomy places the organism in Eukaryota, Metazoa, Chordata, Actinopteri, Cyprinodontiformes, Poeciliidae. Gene Ontology annotation, cellular component: extracellular region. The record is from RefSeq and is a predicted model, not a curated record.
CCCACCCACACACACCUACACACCGUUCCAGUUUCACUUUUUCUUGCUGUGGAAAAACUGCAUCAUAACGACUCAGUUCUUGAAUCUACCAAAUAAAAAGAAAAACCCCGAGGGUAACAUGGUUUGUUUCUGUGUUGAUGUGAUGCUCUCUCCGUUCACUUCCUCCAGUCAGGUCUUGUAAAAAAUAAUCUGGAUUUCCCUCGGUUCUGAAAUACAGCCCAUUUUGUUGCCACAGACCAUAAAAGGAACCCGUAUCUGCAGUUAGAAGAACGAAUCCUCGAGGUUUUACCAAACGUCUGCACAGUCUGAGAAGUAAAUACUUAAUUUAGAAAAUUACCCAAACCCUCUGCAUAUGUUGGUGUAUUUCCAGCUUUAUUUUGGUUUCAGACUUCUGCAACAAUGAAGCUGCUUUUAGCAGGAAUUGUUCUAAUUUUCAUGGCUGGAUCUGAAGCUGAUUGAUAUAAUUUUCCUGUUCAAGCUGCUCAAGGAGCUCAUGACAUGUGGAGAGCCUAUCAGGACCAAGAAACCAAAUGGAUUAACAGUGAUAAAUAUUUCCAUGCCAGAGGAAACUGUGACGCUGCGCAGAGAGGACCAGGAGGCUGCAGAGGUCAUCAGGUGAGAAAGAGUCUUCAAAGAGACGACGAAUGGACCGGUCAGGGUCAGGGUCCUGAAGACGAAGCUGCCGAUCAGGCGGCCAAUCGCUGGGGACGAAGCGGAGGAGAUCCAAACCGCUACAGGCCGAACGGACUUCCAGAGAAAUACUGACAAAUUUAAAAACUGCUGUUAAAACAUUACAGUGUUGAAGUCUGGGUGACCUCAGUUACAAUGUGUGGCAAAUUAAAAAUUCUUUUUCUCUCUUCCUUUUUCAGCUUAAAAGGAUCCAUGUCGGCCUAAAUGUGUUGCAAUUUUCCUUUUACCUAAGAAAUUGCUGUUUGUGAUACCCCAAAACUCAUAAUUACUUAAAAAAUUUCAAUCUUUCGUUAUAAUUGUCACCCUGGAGGUCGCCAUUUUUAAAAAACUAAAUAAUCGACAGUAUUAUUACUGUACUGUUUUUACAUCUAAGAUAAAUAUUUCCCAAAUAAGGUCUAUUUUUAUAACUACUCGUGGUUCCCUAUAAAACGAGAUCCUAAUGUAUUCAAGGCAGUUUGAUAUUUUACUCUUGCUUUAAAUAAACUAUUACUUCACAACGGACAAAGAUUUGUGAUAUACUCUCUAGCGCCCUCUACCUGUCACACAGUUAUUUCACUCCUGCUGUCAUGUUAGGUCUUUGUUUUUGUGUCGUUUUCUGCUCAGAGAACUGAUUUGUUUUCUGUUUUUCCUUGGAGAUUUGUGUCCUUGGAGUCGAGUUUGUGUUGGUUUUUAGCAGUUUCUACAGAUCACUACAUGAAAUUCAAUGUAUGGGAAUAUUACACAACAUUUCCUUUAGAAGAUAUUCUAUUUAAUAUUGAUAUUGUUGACAUGAAAUUUUAGCUUUUAAUCUGCCAAUAUGUGCCUGAACAUGAGCUGAGGAGGAAAUAAAGAUCUAAAGAAAACUGAACACAAAGAAAUGAGCUGAAACACGAAAACCAUGGGCGGUUUUAGACGGGGCCCGUUAGGGGCCACGGCCCCAAAGAACAGGUCCGGGCCCCUGCUGUGUCCCCUGGACUGAAGAACAAUUACAUUAAUUUCUUAUGAUUUGCGCUGGCACAGUACUUGGACUAAAUUUGUGUUUUAUCUUCACAGUUUUACUUUAACGGUGAAUUAAAUCAAAGUGUUACAGCAUUAUGAUCAGAUCAGUUUUUAUCUGCUAGAUCAGAAAUCUACAACAAUGGGUUUGUGGUUCACGUUGUAUAUUAAACAUUAAAAUAUUAAUCCGUUUGUUUAGUAAGUGUUGCAUGUAGAAGGCUGUGCAGCAUUAUUAGCAUUAAUGCAGUCGAGCCAAAUAAGGUCAAUUUUAAAGAUUUCCCCAGCAGGUUUUUGCUUUUCCACACGCACAUAAAAAGGCACGUAGACAGAGAGAUGGCUCCGAUCCUGCAGCUGUCAGUUUGCAUUUCGGAUCAGCAGCUAAUCUCCUGAACUUGCUGUAAGCCUCCAGUAGAGUUACCCACAAUGCAACAGGGAGCGACAGCAGCAGGUGGCGGCGGCACAAUCCCAUCCUGCUAGCCAAAUGUCACACUGACAUAGAGACGGCGCUACAAUGGGUGGCGCUCGUUCAAAUGGCCUCCCACCGUCAACAGAGCCGUCUCCAUGGCAACCUGAUCAACUUCAGUCUUUGUAAAGCAGCAGCCAUGUUGUUUUUAUCUCUUAACAAGCACAACCUGGAUCAUCCUUGACCCCAAACUCUCCCAUCGGUCUGUUACAUGAGGCUGAUGUGUUGCAUCCAGCGUGGCGCCCACUAAUCCCUGACACCUCUGCUGAAUCCCAGCCAGCAGCCAGCUGUGUCCGGGAGGAACGGACGAACCAAACACCGGACGCCGUUCCAACGGAGAGCAGCCUGCGAUACUCAGCAACGGUCAUAACUCAGGCCAAGGUUUGCUUGUCGCUGCGUCAUGAUUCCUACCAGAUCACCGCGUUGGCUGCAGCAAACAGGGCUGACGUCCUGACCCGAUGCUGCCUCCAGCUGACCAGCCCGCUGACACGCC